AUGAAGUCUUUUCUUUCUUUGUUCGAUCCGAAUGAAAAUUCGGAAAAUGUAUUAUCGGAAAAUGAUGAUUUUUCACAUUGUCAACAGUUACCCCCAGAGCCUCAAGUUGGAAAUAUCGAGUAUAAAUUAAAAUUGAUAAAUCCCUCAAAGCUCAGAUUUCAACAUUUGGUCACUCAGAUGAAAUGGAGAAUACGGGAAGGUCACGGAGAGGCAAUUUACGAAAUAGGCGUUGAAGAUGAUGGAGCUUUGGCCGGACUUCAAAAUUGUGAUAUGGCAGCAAGUUUACAAACGUUAAAACAAAUGGCCGUUAAAUUGGGAGCCAGUUGUUCGGUAUUAAGAGAAAGAACUCUUGACAAUGGGAAAAAAGUUGCCGAAGUUUUAGUUAGAAAGGUGCCUGACGAUCAGCAUAACAUUGAAGUGAGGGUUGCCGUCAUGGGUAGUGCCGAUGCUGGAAAAUCUACCCUUCUAGGAGUUUUAACACAGGGACAAUUGGAUAACGGACGAGGUCGAGCACGUUUGAACAUGUUUCGACAUCUUCACGAAGUUCAAUCUGGAAGAACGUCGUCAAUAUCACACGAAAUACUUGGAUUUGAUUCCAAAGGAGGCGUCGUGAAUUAUAGCGAACUCAUGACGUCCGAAGAGAUUUGCGAAAAUUCAGCCAAGUUAAUCACUUUCAUGGAUUUGGCCGGACAUAAAAAAUAUUUAAAAACAACAAUUGCCGGACUUACUGGUUACUUGCCUCAUUACGCAAUGAUCGUUGUCAGUAGCAGCGCUGGAAUAUUGGGAAUGACGCACGAACAUUUAAGUUUGGCUUUGGCUUUGGACGUACCUUUUUUUGUUGUCGUUACCAAAAUCGAUGUUUCCUCACCGCAACAAACUCUAACAAAUUUAGAAAAUUUGUUGAAAAGUGCAGGAUGUCAUAAGGUUCCGUUGUUGAUAUCAAAUGAAGAUGACGUCAUAACGGCGAGUUCGAAUCAGAAAUCGGAAAAUGUUGUGCCAAUGUUUUCCGUAUCGAACGUCACUGGAGAGGGUUUAGAUCUGCUGUCAAAGUUUUUACAUUUAUUGCCGCCUGGAAUAAGUAUUAAAGAAAAAGAACGUUUGGAACAGGAAUUAUGCGAAUUUCAAGUAGAUGAAACUUUUCGGAUACCCGAAGUUGGUACGGUUGUCGGAGGACUGUUGAUUCGAGGCGUCGUGGUCGAAGGAACCAAAUUACUCAUAGGUCCUUUCGACGACGGUUAUUUCAAACCCGUCAAAGUACAAUCGAUACAUAGAAAUAAAACUCCCUGUCGUAUGGUUAGAGCGAGUCAAAGCGCAUCACUAAGUUUCACACCGGAAAUUCCAGGUUUGAGAAACGGAAUGAUUUUAGUGAGUCCGGAAUUAAAACCUGCGGGAUCGAUAUUUUUCCAAGCUACCGUCAUAGUGUUGUUUCACGCGACGGCCAUACACAGAGGAUUUCAAACGACCGUACACAUCGGAAACAUACGACAAACGGCAAUAAUAGAAGGUAUAAUGGCAGUAGGUGGCAUACACACGAACGAGAGAGCUUCGGUACUUUUCCGAUUCGUUCGACAUCCCGAAUACGUUCGCGUCGGUAUGAGACUCCUUUUCCGCGAGGGUAAAACAAAAGGAAUCGGUACCGUGACACAAGUUUUCGCAUAUAAACCUCACGGUGGAUAA
This is a messenger RNA of Pediculus humanus corporis (human body louse), 1677 nucleotides long. RefSeq names its product GTP-binding protein, putative. Gene Ontology annotation, biological process: translational elongation. The record is from RefSeq and is a predicted model, not a curated record. Lineage: Eukaryota; Metazoa; Arthropoda; Insecta; Psocodea; Pediculidae. The transcript is spliced from 8 exons. Bases 1 to 1677 code for a protein of 558 amino acids. Gene Ontology annotation, molecular function: translation elongation factor activity; GTP binding; GTPase activity.